Molecule: messenger RNA, 1409 nt
Organism: Phoenix dactylifera (date palm)
Lineage: Eukaryota; Viridiplantae; Streptophyta; Magnoliopsida; Arecales; Arecaceae
Product: aluminum-activated malate transporter 1-like
Biological process (GO): malate transport
Source: RefSeq, a predicted model, not a curated record
AUGGAAGUGGGUCAAGGAUGCACCGAUGAGAUCAGUUACUUACCAUGGUGGUCAAGUCUUAGCUUGGCACUGAACAAGUUCAAGGCCAAGGUGGUUGGAUUGGCAAAGAAGGUGAAGAAGGUAGGAAAAGACGAUCCCCGACGAGUGGUUCAUUCUUUCAAAGUAGGCUUCGCACUCUCCUUAGUUUCCCUCUUCUACUACAUCUCAGCUCUAUUCGCCGGCUUCAGAACAUCGGCCAUUUGGGCGGUGCUAACCGUUGUGGUGGUCAUGGAAUAUACUGUCGGUGGAACCCUGAGUAAAGGCUUAAACAGAACUUUUGCAACAUUGUUGGCCGCUGCACUUGGAGUUGGUGCUCACCAGAUAGCCAUUCUCGCAGGGGAGAAAGGAGAGCCUUUCCUCCUUGGGCUUUUUGUGUUUCUUUUAGCUGCAGCGGCAACGUUCUCGCGAUUCAUACCAGAGAUCAAAGCAAGAUAUGACUACGGGGUGACCAUAUUUAUACUGACAUUUAGCCUGGUGGCGGUGUCGAGUAAUCGAACAGUAGAUGCAUUUGAGCUUCUGCAGUUAGCUCAUCAGAGGAUCUCCACCAUUGUCAUUGGGGUAGCCAUCUGCCUCUUGACCUCCGUCUUCAUUUGCCCUGUGUGGGCCGGGGAAGAUCUCCACAAGCUUGUGGCUGCCAACUUGGAAAAGCUAGCCAGCUUCUUGGAAGGAUUGGGAGAAGUGUACUUUGGAGACAAGGUUGGAGGAGAGAGAAUGGAGAGCAAAUGCUUCCCCCAAGCUUACAAGAGUGUGCUCAAUUCCAAGUCCAAUGAGGAAUCUCUGGCAAAUUUGGCGAGAUGGGAGCCAGGACACGGCCAUUUUGGGUUCCGGCAUCCUUGGAAACAGUAUCUGAAGGUUGGGGCUCUCAGUCGCCAGUGCGCCUAUUCCAUGGAGGCUCUCAUGUCCUACAUCACCACUAAUGAAAGGACCCAGACUCCUGCAGAUUUAGAGCUCAGAAAAAUGAUCUCAUCCACAUGCAAGGAGAUGAGUAUUGAGUGUGGCAAAGCAUUGAAAGAACUGGCAGCUUCCAUUGGAACAAUGACAACACCUGGUGUCUGCCGCCAUAAUAUUGCCAUCGCCGCAGCCACCACCACACUGAAAGCUUCGCUCUCCGAGGAGGGCAUCCCCUCAAUGAUAUUAGAAACAGCUAUCACAGCAUCCUUGCUCUCACAAGUAGUCCAAUGUGUGCCCCAAAUUGUUGCCUCUGUGGAGGAACUUGCUCGGCUUGCCCAGUUCAGGGAUUGCGAGACCCUUCAUAAAGCAACAGUGAAGCCUUUAACUGAAGGAGGAAGCCCUGGCGUUGUCAUUACUGUAAUGGAAUAGCAGGAUUAUUCCGUGGAUUAUAUAUGUAUGGCAGUAUGGGUGUUGAGGAA